CGCGUCCUGCAGUCAAAACACUGAAGCUUAAAGCCGGAACCUUUGUACGGACGACUCACUGCGACACUCGGAUUUAUUUGUUGGUGACACCUCAGGAACAGCUGUUUUGAUCGGCUAGUAGCUAGCUGCAGCUAACUUACUGGCUUAAUUUAAAUCAUAUGACUGUUUUUCUACUUUUUAUACUUCACGGGUUGUUGGAGGACUGUCGCCAUGGAGCCUGCCUGCCGUAAAGACAAGCCGAAGCUGAACUCCACCCCGACCAGAGGAGACAGAGCCAAGCAGAAGUCUGUACAGCAAGAGCUCAAACAGAGACAGAGGGCAGAGAUUUAUGCCUUGAACAAGGUGAUGACAGAGUUGGAGCAGCAGCAGUUUGAGGCCUUUUGCAAACAGAUGCAGUCACAAGGAGAAUGACUUCAUCUGCCUUCAUCUUUCAUCUGAACUAGGACCUGUCAUCCUCCGUGUACACACAUGCUAUUAGCUUACACACAACCACACACUUACUUACUUACUACACAUACUUCUACACUAAGACAAUCUUUGGUCUUGAUGUUUUUCUGACUCCAAUUCCUGACUCUCAAGUCUUUACCUGAAUAUGCUAGAGAGUAUUGUUACGAUAAGCUGAUCUAAAGUUUACUGAAAGCAUUGUGUCCUAAUCCAAACUUAAAGUCUCAAGAGUUCAGGGAGGGCAGAAGUUAUCAGCUGGUCAUAGAUCUACCUGUUACUGUAAAAGCACAGUCGAAGUUAUCUAUGUAGACAUAGAUAAAGCUGCAUUAAGUGAUUUUUGAUCACUACAAAGAAAGCUCCAAUGUGUAGUGAGACUUAAACAACUUAGUUGAGUUUAACACUACCCACCCUAAAGCUUUAGUGCUUUCUUUCUUCACCAAAACACUACACCAUCCAUUCAGUCUCAAAUGUGCAAGAAGAAAAAACAAGAAGCCACUAUGUUAGUUAUUACAUCAAUAAGGGCUGCAGUAAAUGCACAUGUUAUUGUGCAAUAAUUCAGUUACAUAAUGAAUAAAUGUGUUGUCCAGGAUGCCCACAGAUAAAAUAUUUUUGUUUACAUUAUUGGUGUAGUUUAAACCCUGUGUCCCCUGUAAGCUCUUGUUUUGUUUAAAUGAGAUGCAGUGUAGAGAUUGGAGAUCGUCUUUUUGUUAUUUUAAUAUAAAAUAUAAGAGUCAAACUGAAUGAAGCAGUUUGAGGCUGCAGUAUGUGAUUGCGUUGCCAGCAGUGCAACAGCUACAUCACAUCAUUGUUUGCUCUAAAGUGUAUGUACUGCUACACUGACUAACACUGGCAUGAUAAAGACAAAUAUUACGCUUCACUGACUAACACCAGUCAGCUACUGCAUCCACUUCACAACCACAGAUAUGGAUUCUAAGUGGGAAUGGCAGAAAGAGGAGUUGUUUUCCAGCGAUCCAUAAACCAUGCUUAAUGUAGUGUCAAAACAGACAGCUUUAACGGGUGCUCACUUUGUGAAUGGCAUUGUAUGCAGAGCCAACUGGCCUGGACAUGAAUGAUAUUGCUUUUUAUUAUCAUGUUCACAAGUUUUGUGGCCUAAACAACUUCUGUUAUUUCGGAGGACUGUAAAAUAUUUAUUUUGUUUAGUUCAUUGUGUCCUCCUCUUCCACUAAGUUAUACAAUUUAAUUUAGUGAAAAUAAAAGUGAGUUUUUUUAAAACUUG
This is a messenger RNA of Larimichthys crocea (large yellow croaker), 1681 nucleotides long. RefSeq names its product small vasohibin binding protein (gene svbp). Gene Ontology annotation, cellular component: apical part of cell. The transcript has 3 exons. The record is from RefSeq and is a predicted model, not a curated record. The coding region runs from base 211 to 411 and encodes 66 amino acids. Gene Ontology annotation, biological process: protein secretion; negative regulation of protein ubiquitination. NCBI's taxonomy places the organism in Eukaryota, Metazoa, Chordata, Actinopteri, Sciaenidae.